AUGUCGGCCCAGGAAGAGCAGAUUCCCAUCCAGGACGAGACGGUUCAGGACACCAACGUCGACGCUGGGGCGGAGGACGAGGUGGUCGCUAGCGGAUCGGAGGAGAAGCAGCUCCAGUCGGAGGCUUCGGAGCUCGACACGUCCAACAUCAUUGACGACUCGCCCGGUGUCUCGACCCGCGGUGCCAAGAUCGACGCUACCAAGCAGGAGCGUGAGAUCGACCAGGCCGUCGACGCUGCCGAGAAGGCUGACGAAUCUACCCAGUAG
Messenger RNA from Sporisorium graminicola, 267 nucleotides. RefSeq lists its product as uncharacterized. The coding region runs from base 1 to 267 and encodes 88 amino acids. The transcript is spliced from 2 exons. The record is from RefSeq and is a predicted model, not a curated record. NCBI's taxonomy places the organism in Eukaryota, Fungi, Basidiomycota, Ustilaginomycetes, Ustilaginales, Ustilaginaceae.